Molecule: messenger RNA, 310 nt
Organism: Prorocentrum cordatum
Lineage: Eukaryota; Dinophyceae; Prorocentrales; Prorocentraceae
Source: the annotation of a GenBank genome assembly
GUAUUGGGGCAUCAUCCACGCGCGCACGCGCCAGAGCCGCUGGAUCUUCCCGCGCGCCUCCGCGCUGCUGCACGGCGGCGCGGUGGCCUACGCCGCGCGGUGGCCCCUCGCGGGCGGCCUCUGCGCGGGCUGGCUGCUGCUGCUCACGCUGGCGGCGGCGCAGGCGCUGCUGGCGUGGGGCCUGCUGCUGCGGUUCGACUGCCACGCCGCGCUGCCCGAGGAGGAGCGGCCCCACCGGCUCCUCUUCCGCUCGACGCUGCUGCCGGCCGCCCCGCUGACCCGCGGCGCGCCCGGAGCCGCCCCACCCGGC